This is a messenger RNA of Osmia bicornis bicornis, 4267 nucleotides long. RefSeq lists its product as uncharacterized. The transcript is spliced from 3 exons. Lineage: Eukaryota; Metazoa; Arthropoda; Insecta; Hymenoptera; Megachilidae. Bases 361 to 3012 code for a protein of 883 amino acids. The record is from RefSeq and is a predicted model, not a curated record.
GAAUGUAAUAUUUACAAUUUACUUAUUUCAUCAUUGAUAACGAGUAAUUAAUCGGUGUGCGUACUUGUUUUUCAAUGAAGAAAUGAAGAAUGAUAUACUACAGGGCAUAUGCACGCGUGCAUCAUACUACUGUUCUGUAUACGUGUGUAUUGCAUACGAAUAUAUAGCUCACAAUCAGUAUGCAGUGUAUACAGUAUGUGUACGAUAAAAUAGAUAGUAUAUUACACACCCUGUAAAUGAAUUCAUUCACUUUUCUUAAAUUUAUGAAACAAAUACCAGAUACAUUUUGAAGGAAUGUUCUGAUUAUGUGUUAAAUAAUUAUAUACCUAUUUAAAUAUUUACUCUUAUGUUUAAAACAUAAUGAAUAAAGCUCUAUUUGAUAAUUAUACAACAACUACAAAAAUGAAUGAUGAUAAAAUUAAAGAGGAAUAUGCUAGUCAUAAUAGAGAGCUGGAUCAGAAGUACUUUGUUGCCUGGAGUCCUCUAGAAGAAAAUAAACGUUUAUUUAAACAAAAAUAUAUAUCUUGUAGUAGAUCAGUUCCACGUAGAAACAAACGUUUUAUUCAGUACAGGAUAAGUAAAUCAUUGAAUUUUGAUGCAAACGUUCAUAGUUCCAACUCAGAGAAUAGUUCUUUUGAAGAAGACAAACAUCUAUCUAGAUCUGCUAAAAUAAUGAGAGCUUUGAAUUUCAACAGCAGUCCCUCCUAUUAUGGAAGAACAAAAAUAAAGAAGUCACUGAACUUUAACUUAACUCCUAGCCCAAAACGUUUCAUGCCUACUAAAAAAAGUAUACGAAAAACUUUGAGUUUAAAUUUUAAUUCUCCAUUGUCUGUAUCAAACAAAUGUUUGAAUUUUGAUGAUAACCCAAAUAAUUCAGCUGAUAAUAGUUUAUUAUAUUCAUCUUCGGAAUCUAUCGACGAAAAUCAGAAUGAAACACCAUUGCAACAAAACCCAAAGGAAUGUGGGAUAUUACAUUAUUCUACGCCUAAUACGAAGUUAAAUAAAAGAUCGUUGUUUCCGACGGCACCAUCGUUACGCAGUCAACUGAGGGAGACUAUCGAUAAUAUUGUCAGCAUUACCGCAACACCUAACUCGCAAUCUUUGAAACGUACUAAAGGCAGAUUAGAUGAAGUUACAAGUACUUCUAGAAAUUUAUUACAUGAAUUUUAUGAUAAUAACGACGAUAGACCGAGCACACCCGAAAAUGUAAUUGAUAUAAUUCCAGAAAGUACGAGUGCUAUUAAAAGGAGCCAUAAAAAGGAAAGAUCUUCAAGACGGAAUGAUUCUCGAUAUACCGAACAUACAGAUUCGUUAGAAGAUUCUGCCGAUUUGUAUUCUAGUACUGAUUUGAAAAACAGUCCAUUGUGUAAUUCUGGAAAUGUAUCAGACACAGGUUCGCUUUUUGAUUACACAGAAGAAGAGGAAAGUAGCUUUAAAGAAUCUGGGGAAGCAUCGAAUUGUGACAAUAUUCUGUUUGAGGAGCAUAAAUUCGAUAUUAAUGAAAUAAAGUCAGAAGAAAGUGCAGAAAAUUCUUUGGAAAUACAAAGUAUAAAUGAAAACAAAUCACUCGAAAAAUGCGAAGACGUUGAUAAAUAUGAUUUACCUGAUCAGGAUCUCGAUAUAAAGUUUGAUAUUAGAUCAGCGACUCCUGAAGCAACGGCAGAAGUUAUAUCGGAAUCGCAAACAUCAGUUACUCCAGAGAAUCGUAUAAACUUCUUACAGAAUGUUCUUAAAGAUUCUAUAAAAAAGUCUCAUAAAAAAAUCAAAGAUGAUAAUAAGAAGAAGUUGUUUAGUCCAAAAUUUUUGCGAAGUAAAUUUGAAACUGUGAAUUCUAAACAGGACGAAAGCGAAGAAACGUCGGUUGAGCACAGGGAAGAACGAGCAUGUACACCCGAGAGGGUUAACUCUAGUCGACUUUUAUUGUCGCAGUUCAGUUCUGUCAAAAAAUCUCAUAAAAAAGACAAACAUAAUAAAAUACUGUCAGGGUUUCUGAAACGGCAGGAAUAUUUCAAUAAAGAAAUGGAUCUAUGUCAAAGGGAAGCAGAUAACUCAUUCGAAUGCAAAAACAGUACAGCAGAUGUUUCUUCGGAUUUUGAUAAUACUGAAAAUGUGAAAGAUGCUGCUUCCUUCACGAGCCUACACGAUACACCUCUGAUUAAAUCAUCCCCUCGCAAAAGCAGAAGAUCGUUAAACGUAUCAUUGGACUGCGAACCGAACGUGUCGUAUGAUUCUGAUUUACAGGAAGCCGAUUCAUCGAAAGAGGAAUUCAAGAUUUUCACUCCUCUUAAAAGAAAGAGAUCAACAGAUGGUUCAGGCGUUAAAGAAUAUCUUCAUUUUUACGAUUUACCGUCUGGAAAAAAUGAAGUUUCAGAAGACCUUGCUGUGGAUAUUGGUUUAUCGAGGUGUUUGACACCCAUUCCAAACUUUCGGGAUAAUUAUAUAAAGACGGACGAGGACGAUAUGGAAGCAAAGAAAUGUGAUUCUACCGAUGUAAAUGGCAGGUCGACACCAAGAGAUAUGCCAACUACAGAAUUAUACGUUAAUAUAGAUUCCAUUAAAAGAUCGCAUAAGAAGAAUAAACGUGCGAAUAGUUCUUGGAAAGGUUUCGGUUUGUUUAACAAUGAUAGUUACAUGGAAGAGCAAGCAUCGGUGAAAAGUAUCAGAGUUGAAGCAUUAGAGAGUUCGAACGAUUGCAUCACGGUGGAUGAUCUAAACGAAUCAAUCGAUCAUGAUGGUCAACUUGAAGUAUCCAUUGAUCGCAUAUGUAACGAGGAGCGUGCGAGCGUUAGUACAAAAGACGCGCCAUCGAAUGUAACACCCCCAAAUUGUUUGAAAUCAAAAAAUUAUUUGAGACUGAUACAGGAAACUUCUAUUAAGCGAUCGCACAAAAAAGUUCGAGAUAAAAAGAAACAAGUAUUGAUAGUUGAUGCGAACGAAUUAUCCGAUGAUGGAUCUAUCUUCGGCGAUGACGAAAAAUUAACUUGCGACGAAGAUCAAUCGAUCAAAGAUUGAUAAUAAUAGGUAGUAGCUACGAUAGAAAGAAUUACAAUGUUUUCAAAGGUAACUUACUAACCUGGUGAAUUUUCUUAGUAGGUUGUUAGCCUACGUUCAUGAAACAUUUACUUCAAUCGAGUAAUUCAAGUGUAAACGAAUCCGAUAUUGUAAUUCUAUUCUCAAUGCUUGGUUCUACAAUCAUUUUCUAUAGUGUACACUUUUCAAUACGAUAACAUUCGGAAAUUAAUAGAACGAAAAGAAGGUAGGAUCGUCUUUCUAUUUUUGUUAUUUCAUUGAAUAGUAUUUUAGUAGGAGUUUCACGAUGUAUCGAUGUGAAUUAAAGUAGCGUGUUAUUUUGUAUAUUGCACGAAUCGAAAGAAUUCGUUAUAAACUUAAGGCUUCACAAUUAAGUUAAGUAGAAUAGAUUUGAUAACGAUGGGUAUUGGAAUUAACAUUAGUGGUAUUUCUUAUCUUCCCUUUUCAUAUGUUUCAGUUAUUUUAAGUACACUACGCUGUAAGAUUAUCUGUAUAAUAAGUGAUGAAAUAUGACAAUUAAUUGGACUAUGUAAUAAUUAGAAGAAUAGCAAGGAGCAAAUUUCAAAGAUAUUGAAGGAUGGUGGCCAUUUGAAAAAAAAAAGAUCUUUGUGGCAAUAUGCGUGUGCAUUAUGAAAAUACUGUAUGUAAUAUGUAACCGAUGAACGGUACAGAAAUUUAUAAGGCGGAACUCUGUAUGUAUACAUCCGAUUGAUGCUACGUUUUUCUAAUGUCUUCCUUUUGUAACGUUGAGUGAUCUAGAAUGGCGGUAACCGUAUUUAAUGCGUUAACUAUCAAAUGAAUUGAUUGCACAUGCGACUUGUGCACGAUAAAAGGUACAUAAACGGCGACGCUUAACUUGUUCAUACGAGGAAGUGCGCGCAAAUCAAAUCCGUGAUCAUUUUUGAUUAACACUACGUAACAAGUAUCGUCAUGCAAAAUUUAUGCGAUUAAGUAAAACGUCGAAGAACUUUGCUUCUAUUAUUUUCUGAACGAUUGCAUUGUCAGCUAUUCUGUAUUAACUUGUUUUAGUUCUAAGCUAUACGACAAUAGACAAAUGUUUCUAGCACAGAGAAGAAAAUCUUAUACAUACUAAUUUAGGACCAUGUGUUUGAAAAUACGUACGUCUAAGUUUAAUAACAGAUAAACGAAUCAAAAUAGAUCAUUUUUCUAAGAUAGUAUUUGUUCGUUCUAUUUGUUACGUUUAACGUCCUUGGAAAUUAAACGUUCUGAUUAUCAA